UCUGCUCGGGUUCCGGCAUGCCGGGCCGGCGUCUGGUUGCCGUCUCCCGGUUGCCUGCGCACCAUGGAGUGCCUGCGCUGCCUCCCCCGGCUGCUGCCCCGCGCCGUGCAGUCCCGGCGGGCCCUGUGUGUCGCGCGCUUGAGCCCUGCUGCCUUCUGCGGUCGCGUGACCCCGCUGCUCUCCGGGAACCAGAAGGCGCCGAGCUUGCCCGGCGCUGCAGGUGAUGUGCACCAGUCUAGAACCUCCGAUGCCUCUCAAGCUACCUUAGCCAGCGUGGCCCAAGUGUUUGCUGUGACAAAGUUUGACAAAGAAGGAAAUGUUACUUCUUUUGAGAGGAAGAAAACUGAAUUAUACCAUGAGUUAGCACUCCAGGCCAGAGACUUGAGGUUUCAGCACGUGAUGAGCAUCACUACCAGGAACAACAGGAUCAUCAUGAGGAUGGAGUAUUUGAAGGCUGUGAUAACUCCAGAGUAUCUUCUGAUACUAGAUUAUCGGAAUCUAAACCUGGAGCAGUGGCUGUUCCGGGAACUGCCAUCACAGCUGGCUGGAGAAGGUCAGCUCGUCACAUACCCACUGCCGUUUGAGUUCAGAGCUAUUGAAGCACUCCUGCAGUAUUGGAUCAACACCCUUCAGGGAAAACUUAGCAUCCUGCGGCCGCUGAUCCUCGAGACCCUGGAUGCAUUAGUGGACCCCAAGCAUUCUUCUGUCGACAGAAGCAAGCUGCAUGUCCUGCUGCAAAAUGGCAAAAGCCUCUCUGAGUUGGAAACAGACAUUAAAAUUUUCAAAGAGUCGAUUUUAGAGCUUUUGGAUGAGGAGGAGAUGCUGGAAGAACUCUGUCUAACCAAGUGGAGUGACCCACAGGUCUUUGAGAAGAGCAGUUCUGGGAUUGACCAUGCAGAGGAGAUGGAGCUGCUGCUGGAAAACUACUACCGGUUAGCUGAGGACCUUUCCAAUGAGGCUCGGGAGCUUCGGGUCCUGAUUGACGACUCACAGAGCAUCAUUUUCAUCAAUCUAGACAGCCAUCGCAAUGUGAUGAUGAGGCUAAAUCUCCAGCUAACCAUGGGCACCUUCUCUCUGUCACUCUUCGGACUAAUGGGAGUUGCUUUUGGCAUGAAUUUGGAAUCUUCCCUUGAAGAGGACCAUCGUGUGUUUUGGCUGAUUACAGGAAUUAUGUUUAUGGGAAGUGGCCUCAUCUGGAGGAGGUUGCUUUCAUUCCUUGGAAGACAGCUGGAAGCUCCUUUGCCCCCUAAGAUGGCCUCCUUACCUAAAAAGACCCUUCUGGCAGAUAGAAGGAUGGAAGUGAAAAACAGCCUCAGGCCGGACGGACUUGGAGCAAGCCGGACUGUCCUGGCAAGCCGCUAACAGCAGCCUGGCAGACAAAGAUUGUUAUACUUCUGAAGCUAUUAUCUCUCUCUGAGGGGGAAAAAAAGGCAACUGCUGUUUAAAUUAUGUCUGACUAAAAUAGUGUGGCAUUCACAAUACUAAAACAUGGCUGUGUCUUCAGAAUUCUAUGAGACAAAGUGUUUUCUUUGUAAAAAGCCAAAAUCCUAUGUUGGAGAGGACUGCCACAUCCUGAUGGGAGACUGUGGCCUAUGGUAGGCCAACCUUGAAUACUGUUUUUAUGGACUUUUUAAAGAAUAGAUUAAUUUAUUGAGGGAUAGAUUUGUCAGGAUUCAGCGAUGUUAUACAUACCAAGAAAAGUGCAUCUUUGUGCUGACGGAGCCCAGAGAUUUGGCAGAGCCUCUGAUCCCUGAGCUCGUGGGCUGCAGGUCCCCAGUCAGGGAAUCAUGUUGCCAUCGACUUCUGACUAGGGGAAUAAAGCUGGUGGACCUGCUAGCCUUGCAGUGAACCCUGGGAUGCCAGCCCUUGAUAGAGCCUUAUUUUCAGGUGUUUGCUCUCUUUUAUAUAUGAGAUAAAUGAAAAGGAAGUAUAAUUUAGUGUACGCAUACAGGGAUUCUGGUUAAUCAAAACUAUUAUUUUUCUUUGAUUGUAAAUAGAACCUUUGGAAGUAAAGUUGAAAGUGUUUAUUCUCUUACAACUUUAUAACUGUUUUGAUCAUUACCUGAUUUAAGAGACUGUCUUGCUACCUUCCUCCUAAGAAAAUAUAUACAACCAGCUAAUCUGUUUGCCUACCUCUCAAAAGUUAGCAGAUCAGCUGGUCAAACAGGAGGGUAGUUAAUGUAAAAAUGGUGGGAACAUUAUCUUCCCAAACAAGAUGUUAGCCUUUAAAACAAUGGUAAAGCAGGACGUGGUUGGUCCUUUGUAAUUCCAGUCCCUGAAAGGCUGCAGCUGGAGGACUGCGAAGAGUCAGAGGUCAGUAGAGGUUAUAAUGUUCCAGGCCCUCCUGGACUACAGAGUACAACCCUGCCUCAAAACACCAAAUAAAAGGGGCUGGGCUGGGGGUGCUGCUCAUUGCUAGAGUGCUCACCCAGCUUGCAUAAAGCUGUGGGGUCAACUCCUAGUACUGCACAGUAAGUAACCGAAUUGUGAUGCCUGUAAGUCUGAAAGCUGCCAUCCUACUUACCAUUCUACCUACCUUUGUGUAUUUUGUAAAGGUUUCAUUAAGUUGUGUGCUAAAACAUUACAGUUAAGUGUGCUUCCAAAAGUAGUGCACUUGUAAGAUUGUAGUAAGACCAGAGCAGCUCUUAGCCUACAAGGUAGGGGUAAUGAGUGGAGGACCUACACCCACCACAGAUGCCCUGUGCCCAAUUACUGCAAGUGUUACAGCUCUGAAGGAAAGGUAUCCUGACUUGUCGGGAAGUCAGGCUAUACCUGAAACUGGGUUCCUGUGGGGGACAGUCUCCCAUCAGGAUGUGGCAGUCCUCUCCAAGGCUCUGCUCUACUCCCCCUAGGAUUUUCCCAACAGAAGUAUCUGUUUCUUCUCAGCUCAGGCCUAAGUUGCUACUUCUUCUGCUUCAUUCUGCCCUGCAGAAUGUAGCAAUCUGCUCCAGCUCUAGCUAAAAGUCAUUGCUUCAGCAGAGGUGUCAGUUGCUCCUUUCGCUCUGGUUUCCUCGGGGAGAUUCCCAGUAGAGAUUCUGCUCUGCGCCGGUGAAAGAUCUUCACCCAAAACUCUUUCAAGAAAUUUAUUUGGAAAGGAGUCCUGGAGAGUGGCUGCCUCGGUCAAGGUGGAGAAGGACGGUUGCCAACUAAACAGGCAGAGGGCUUACGUAGGGCUUGAGUUAUUCCAGGGUCAAGAUUUCAGGGAAGGGAGGGAAUUGGUCAGAUUUUGAUCCCCUUGAGCUUGGACAAACUCAGAUUGGCUAGAUUUUGUGCUCAGGUAUUGGACGGUUUCAUGUUCAGUUGGUCAGGGGCAGAUUUGGCUCUGGUUUCAGAGCCAAAGUGUGUUUCUUUCCUGGCCCUUUUUAGUCUUUUACCUGUAGUUUCAGGGCCAGGGUAUGUUUCUUUCAUUGGCUCUUUUUUUUUUUUUUUUUUUUUUUUUUCUUUUCGAGACAGGGUUUCUCUGUGGUUUUUUUGGAGCCUGUCCUGGAACUAGCUCUUGUAGACCAGGCUGGUCUCGAACUCACAGAGAUCCGCCUGCCUCUGCCUCCCAAGUGCUGGGAUUAAAGGCGUGCGCCACCACCGCCCGGCUCAUUGGCUCUUGUUCCAGGGUCAAGGUGUGUUUCUUUGGUUCCGGUUUCAGGGCCAAAGUGUGUUUUGUUCACUGGCUCUGGGUUCAGGUCUAGGCUGUGUUUCACUGACUCUGGUUUCAGGGCCAAGGUGGAUUUUUUUGGCAAUUUUUUACUUUUUACCCUGCAGUGACCCUAAUGUGUCCCACAAGAAUGUCAGGUUCAUUUACUGGAUGAUUUAGCAAUGGGAAUAAGAAUGUUAUUCCAGUAGAAAAUAAAAAGUUCCAGGUGAGCUCCCCUCCUAUGGGACUGUGAGAGCUGGUCUGGAGCAGCUGAGCUAGGCUUGGUGUCCCAAUCAUGAGAAGCUGAAAUGUGACCCUAUGGAAACUGUAGCCGCUGCAGCCUUUGAUAGUGUCCAAGAUCAUCUUUGAUGAUGCCUAGGUUCCACAGUACCCUUCUUCGGCAGACCCAAUGAUCAGUCUUAACAUUGUCUCAGGUUUAUGCUCAACUGAAAACAUGAAGAAUUGAAGUCAUUUGAUCCCAGGUCAGACACAAUCAAAUAGCAUUUUUCCUUGUAUUGUUAGUUUAUGACCUUAAGUAAAGUAAUUGUCUCAAUUAGUCAUGUACCUUCUACUGAUAACUAUUUCUCCAGUCAGCUAAAAAGACAGAACAGAGUUUGUAAAAAUUUUAAAAGUGGUUAGGUCAUUGAGGGUUCUCGAAUGUAACUGCUACUUAAAGGAAAUGUUGUGAAAUAUCAAAUACUGAGUUCUAUGAUUGAACAAGCAGUCACACAUCCCACAUCUAGCAUGAGCAAGGGGGUGUGAUCCUUUUUUCAGUCUGUCCUUAUUAUGUUCAGAGCCUCUGAACCGAUGUGAGAAGAGCAGAGGUCAUCCUAUGAAAUGAUCCCUCUGCAUGCCCUUCUUGACAACAGACUGGAAUAGGCGCAGGCUCUUUGUGUGGCAGGCUCCAGGAACUGCGCUAGACUUUAUUUCUGGGGCAUCAAUGAAGCCACAUUUGAACUUUAGUAUGAUAACUUCGGUAAUGGCCACAGAGGUGAUUUCAUGGAGGGAUUGGAAUGAGUCCAGAGACUUGAGCUCUCCACCAAAAGCCCACCGCCAGUCAUUGUAACUUUAUAGUCUGGGACAGUAAGGCAUAAAGCAAUUCCUGCCUUGAAGCCUUAAAAAUGUACAGAGAGAAAGCUAGAAAACUAAUAUGUAAAUGUCUAUUGGUAUCUUGAGGUAAAGAUGACUAAGCUAAGCAGUUGCUCAGUUAGUGUUGUUCUUGAGUAUCUAAGCAUUGUGGGACUGGUUCUUAGAAUCUCAUUUAACACUUGGUGGAAGAAAAUGUUAACCCACCUGUUGAGAAUAAUAGACUGUCAUGUGCUAAUUUUUUUCUCUGUAUCAGGUCAAAAUUCUCUAUAGGUUGACCUUCAAAAGUGGGGUAACACUUUAUUUCUCACGGAGAAGUCAAUAUGUUACAAUUGUCAGUAUGACAAUGUUACAGUGUACAAUGUUACAGUUGUCAAAUGACAAUCCUGUCAACUUGAAGAUGUUUCCAUCUCUAUAACCUUUCAGCUUCUUUUUUUUUUUUUUUUUUUAAAUGUAGUAGUGCCUGCUACUUGCUGUGUUCAGACACUGAGCCAAAGACAAAGACAAAUCCUGUGGUCAGCUGUGGCCAUAUUUAGACAAGCUCCCCACAGUUAUCAGAGCAGAAGCACUGGCACUUUAGGGCUAGAGCAUCAGCCCAGGGUUGGGAAAGCCCACGCCUGGUGUGCACAAGGCCCUGGGUUUAACCCUGCCACUUAUAUUUGCUGACUGGCAAAACAAUAACCCUUCUGCUGGUAGUGUUCUUCAGAUAGCUUGAACUGCGAAUUACUACCCAAGCAAAACCAAAUGUCCCUGUUUGCUUCCUUCUGUGUCUUAGGGGGCUGUAUAGCGCACACACAACAGCUUGUCUGGAGGGUGAGCAGUGCCUUCUGGGGUGUUUGUGAACUGUCCCUCUUUCUCACCUAUGACCCAUCAUCUUUUGUGUAUUCCACAUUCCCUCUGCAGAGGUUUCUCUCUCUCUCAGUGGAACUUGUCACCCCUUUUCCUUCUCCUUUUGAUAUCACUUUCCAGGAUCAGAAGGAACAGUAUCUCCUUUGACUGACAGGGGACCAGCCAGUCACUGUUAUAAGUUGAAAAUGGAGAUCAGGAGCUACCCUAAAGAAUAGGCCAAGAGCAAGUGAAGCCACAGCCCACUCAUCCCUUACGGUCAGCCUGGGCUCAAGGCCAUCCCACUCCCUCCUGCUCUGUUGGUGGAGCUGACAGCCAAGCACAGCAAAGCCCCACCGCCCUGUGAGACUUAAAACCACAAUGGUGAGGUUGAUCACUUGUCGCAGCAGCCAGCCCCACAGACGUGUGAAUCACGAGAUAGCUCAGCCAACUUUAGUUUCUGAGGUUGUCCCAAGCCCUCAUUGAGGAAGGAGCAGUGUAUGGGCGCCUUCCCCCAUGCUGUUCUCUCUUCCCACCGUGUUUUCCCUGUAUACUGCACCGUCAGCAUGACAAAAGGCCCAAGAUGAGCAGCUUCAAAAGAAGAAGCGUUUAUUUUGGCUCAACAGUUUCAGCCAUGUCAGUUGUAGUGUGCUUGACCCUGUUGCUUUGGAGCUGGGGAAGAAGCCAGCAUGGUGGAGGAGAGCUGUUCAUUUACAUGGCAGCUGGGAAGCAAAGCGGCAAGGAAAGACUUGGGGUCCUGGUACACCCUAAUGAUGUAACUUCCUCCAACAAGAUCCCACUCCAAAAAUUUCUACCCUCCUUCAGCUGGAGACCAAGACUUCAGCAUGGGAAUUUUGGGGCACAUUUAAGAUCCAAAUAGGACCAGCCGCUGCUUAAGGAUUUUAUUUUUUUUUUUUAAGGAGCAAUGAUAGAAUGU
Molecule: messenger RNA, 6476 nt
Organism: Chionomys nivalis (European snow vole)
Lineage: Eukaryota; Metazoa; Chordata; Mammalia; Rodentia; Cricetidae
Gene: Mrs2
Product: magnesium transporter MRS2
Exons: 11
Coding region: 64-1362 (432 amino acids)
Biological process (GO): mitochondrial magnesium ion transmembrane transport
Cellular component (GO): mitochondrial inner membrane
Molecular function (GO): magnesium ion transmembrane transporter activity
Source: RefSeq, a predicted model, not a curated record